Molecule: messenger RNA, 2310 nt
Organism: Scheffersomyces stipitis CBS 6054
Lineage: Eukaryota; Fungi; Ascomycota; Pichiomycetes; Serinales; Debaryomycetaceae
Gene: BPL1
Product: biotin--[acetyl-CoA-carboxylase] ligase
Exons: 1
Coding region: 212-2239 (675 amino acids)
Biological process (GO): protein modification process
Cellular component (GO): cytoplasm
Molecular function (GO): biotin--[biotin carboxyl-carrier protein] ligase activity
Source: RefSeq, a predicted model, not a curated record
AGAGUAUACAAUAGAAAGAAACAUUUCAGAGCAUUCAAUAGCAUAUACUGCACUCAUAUUCUGCUACAUCAUACUAGUUUUUCAAAUCAGAAAAGACAGCGGAGUCUUCUUUUAUUUAUUGUCUUAGAUAUCCCAUUGGUUGAGUUUUUCAGUAACCUCAAACUUUAUUUACAACCUAUUCUUAUCAGUUUUACUUUCUCUUCGUUCUGCUAUGAAUGUGCUAGUAUAUUCUGGACAGGGAACGACCACCGAAAGCGUUAAGCACUGCUUGGAAUCGUUAAGGCUCCAUUUAUCUCCAUAUUAUGCAGUGGUGACUAUCUCAGAGCAGUCGAUUCUCAACGAUCCAUGGAUUUAUAAGACAUCCUUGUUGGUGAUUCCUGGAGGCGCCGAUUUGCCUUAUUGCAACGUAUUUAAUGGUGAGGGCAACAGAAAGAUUUCACAGUUUGUCCGCAAAGGAGGCAAGUUCUUGGGCUUUUGCGCUGGUGGCUAUUACGGGUCAGCAAGAGUUGAGUUUGAAGUGGGCAAUCCUCGUCUCGAAGUUUCAGGUCCACGAGAGUUGCAAUUUUUCCCAGGAACUUCAAAAGGUUGUGCUUAUAAGGGAUUUGUGUAUGAGUCUCACAAGGGAUCCCGUGCUGCUUUCAUAGACGUCAAUACUUCUAUCUUGACAGACUCUCCUGCUCAAGUAGUCAACUACUACAACGGUGGAGGAGUCUUUUUGAAUGCUUCAAAGUACGCGGGAGUGCAAGUAUUGGCUACCUAUAGUGCUGAUAUAGAUGUGGAAGACACGGAAAGAGCGGCUGUGGUAUACAAGAAGUUUGGUAAAGGUGACGUCAUCUUGACUGGAACUCAUCCUGAGUUCACACCAUCCUUGUUAAAGGAAUCAGAUGGCGAUGAAAAGUAUGCCAAAGUCAUUCAGACUAUCCGAGACGGCGACCAUGGGCGUAGAAUGUUCUUCAAAUCGUGCUUAGGCAAGCUAGGUUUGAAGGUUAAUGAGAAUGUAGACGUCACUGUACCCAAAAUUACUCCCAUAUUAUUGUCAUCUCAUUUGAAUAAGGUCACGGUCAAUAACUUGUUGAGUUCCUUGAAAUCAAAGGAGGAUUUCCAUGGAAACUCUUUGGAAGACGACAACGACACGUUUGUGUUCCAUGAUGAGACCGAAAACGACCACGACUAUUUUCUUGACAGUUCAACUGACAACGUGGAGGACGCCAAUCUGGUGCCAAAACACAUCAAGCUCUUCAGCGAGGGUAACUUGCCUGAUCCCAAGACAACACCCUACUUUCACAUGGGUGCAUAUUUCAGUCAUUUGGAACGGUUGUACAAUGGAAAGGUGGGAGAAUUUGGUUCCAUCUUGGGGUAUGGAGAAGUGGUCACUUCUACCAAUACGUUAAUGGACAGAAACCCCAAACUUUUGCGGAAUUUGCCCAAUGGCUUCGCUUUAACUGCUACUACACAAGUAGCCGGAAGAGGUCGUGGAGGCAAUGUUUGGAUCAACCCCAAAGGAGUGAUGGCAGCUUCGGUUUUAUUCAAAAUCCCAUCGGGUGAGACACAUGCUUCUUCAGUAGUCACUUUGCAAUACUUAUGUGGAUUGGCAUUGAUAGAAUCUAUAUUGGGAUACGGAAGCUUCGAAGAUGGAAAGGGUGUUGGAUACGAAGACAUGCCAGUCAGAUUGAAAUGGCCAAAUGAUAUCUAUAUCUUGAAGCCAGAAUUCUACACCAAGAUAAGCAAUAAGGACGAAACAAGUUCGACUGUAGAAGGAGACGAUGCCAAGUGGGCCAAAGUGUCUGGGGCUUUGAUCAACUCCCAAUUCUUAAAUAAUACAUUCCACUUGGUGUGGGGAGGAGGUGUCAACGUGUCUAAUGAAGCUCCAACUACUUCAUUAAAUAUCGUAUUGGCGAAAUUGAACAAUAUAAGAACUCAAAAGGGGUUACCCGAACUUCCACCUUAUCAGCACGAACUACUCUUAGCCAAGUUGAUGCAUACUAUGGAUGGGUUCUACUCUGUCUUUAAGCACUCUGGUUUGAAACCGUUCUUGCCAUUGUACUACAAGAGAUGGUUCCAUUCCAAUCAGUUAGUUAAGCUCCAACGCGAUGGCCGCGAACGUGAUGUAAAGGUUACCGGUAUCACAGCAGAUUACGGAUUAUUAAUAGCUGAGGAUACUCUGACUAAGGAUUUGCUAUUUCUACAACCCGAUGGAAACUCGUUUGAUAUCUUCAAAGGAUUAAUUUAUAAAAAGUAGAAUAGAUAGUACAACAGUAGAAGGACAGUAUUAUAGAUCAAAAAAACGCAGAAAGCAUGAAGUCACAUAAU